Amphibalanus amphitrite is the source of this 1899-nucleotide messenger RNA. RefSeq names its product monocarboxylate transporter 9-like. Gene Ontology annotation, molecular function: monocarboxylic acid transmembrane transporter activity. The transcript has a single exon. The record is from RefSeq and is a predicted model, not a curated record. Gene Ontology annotation, biological process: monocarboxylic acid transport; transmembrane transport. NCBI's taxonomy places the organism in Eukaryota, Metazoa, Arthropoda, Thecostraca, Balanomorpha, Balanidae. Bases 1 to 1899 code for a protein of 632 amino acids.
AUGCCACAACAAGGCGAGGACGUCUCUCUAGUCGAGUUCGCCGGAUCUGGCUCCCUCGCCGUCCCCAUCACCUCUCGGCGCAGCUCACAUGGCGACAUCCCGGUCAUCAAAACUCCCAGCGACGAGUCUGUCGCCAGGGCGCCCAGCGAGCCGCACCUGUUGCCGAACGGCCACCGCUCGAGGACCGCCAGCGACGCCUCGCACCCCAGGACGCCACGCAAGGCGUCUGUAGCGUCGUCGUUCGACGAGAGAGGCUCGCGCGCCUCCGGGCUGUCGCAUGAGCUCCACAUCCCCCGGAUCGCCGUCGCGUCUGCAGACCCCGUCGACGAGGAACGUCUCUCUGUGUCGCAGCCGAAGAGUAAGCUGGACGAUGAUGAUGACGAAAUUCAGGUGCAGGACUCCUACUACAGCUGGGUGGUGGCCGCCGGCGCCGCGCUGCAGUUCGUUCUGGUCGGCGGCAUCCACAAGUCCUUCGGCCUCGUGCUGGCCGCGCUGGUGCACGAGUACGGCUUCAGCUCGGCGGAGGUGGCCGUCAUCCCGGCCCUCUACUUCUCCUUCAACUUCCUGGCGUCCCCGCUGUGCGGGGCGCUGUGCAGACGCAUGAGCGAGCGCACAGUGUGCAUCAUGGGCGGUGUGGGCUCGCUCCUCGGUCUGGCGCUCAGCGGCCUCACCGGCAACAUCUACAUGCUGUACGUCACCAACGGCAUGAUGUUCGGCGUCGGACAGUGCUUCGCCAACAUCCCCGGCACGCUGAUGGUGAGCAAAUACUUUGUGAAGCGCCGCGGCCUGGCCAACUCGAUCACGGCCGCGUCUGCCGCGAUCGGCGGCGUGUUCUUCCCGCUGAUGGUGCAGGGGAUGCUGGAGGAGUACGGCAUCCCCGGCACCUACCUGAUGCUCGGCGGCAUCCACAUGCACACCAUCAUCUCGGCGAUGCUGUACAGGCCGAUGGAAACACAGCGGGAGAUCAUGCGCAUGGAGAGACGGCGGCAGCUGAGACGGUGUCGCAAGGUCAGCACCGCGGCCGGUGACGACAAGGAGCUGGAGAAGUUGGAGACCGCGCCGGCUGCUGCCAAACUGCUGGAGGUACAGCAUGCUGAAAGGCGCCACUCGGAGGCCCACUCGGAGAUGGAGGACGGCCUACUGCACCCUCCCCUGCGGCACCGGCACCCCGACGCCUCCCUCGCCACAUCCACUUCGAUGCUGAGUCAGCUGAACCUGGCCGUGGAGGCCCCCGAGGCGCCCAAGUCCUCAGGCUGUAUGCAGCAGGUGCUGCGGUCCCUGGACCUCCAUCUGCUUACCGAUCCGCUGUACAUCGCCUGUGUGACGAGCGUGUUUCUCUUCAUGACCGGCCUUCCGCACGUGUGUUUGCUAAUUCCGCGCUUCGGCCAGGAGAUCGAUGUCAGUCAAGCUGACAUAGCUCGAAUGAUCGCCAUGAUCGCUCCGAUCGACAUCGUCAGCCGUCUCUCGCUGGGCUUCCUGCUGGACCGCAACCUGUUCCACAAGCGCUACGGCCUGUUCAUCACGUGCCUGGUGGGAGGCACGGGCGUGCUGGCGCUCGUGUUCGUGCGCUCGUACAUCGAGCUGUUUGUCGCGUGCUCCAUCGUGUACGCCGCCAUUGGUUUCUACUUUGUGGUGACGCCCGUCAUGUACGCCGAGUACUACGGCGUCGAGCGUCUCUCGUCGACGCUGACCAUGUCGAACCUGUUCGCGGGCGUGGCCAACCUGACGGCGCAGCCGCUGGGCGGCCUGCUGCGAGACGCGGCCGGCACGUUUCGCACCGUGUUCGCCGUGCUGUCGGGCUGCAUGCUGGCCGGUGGCGCGCUGGUGCUGCUCCAUCCCUGCAUCGCCCGACGCUCCGCGGGGCGCCGUAAUAAACAGGCUGAGACGGACGCCGCCUGA